AAUAAGGAUGCAUUUUGAGGUUUCAUUCUAAGCAUCCUUUGAAUUGACCUAUGGCUAAGCCACGCCCCUAAAUGCGAUGAGCCAGUCACAGUCAGCAACCCAAUACACUCAACAUUCUUUCCUUCCACCUCCGUUGAAAUGCACUGCAGUUAGUUUUCAUUCGCUGGUCGUAGGUGUGUAUUUUAACCUUUUCCCAAGCGACAUCUCAACCGAGAUAAGUGUCUGCUUAAUCCAGAUUAAGUUAUGCUGUAGACCACAAUACCAACUAAACGUGGAGAAAUUAGACAAGAAUGUGUACAUCUGUUCUAAGGUAUUUGUAUUUGAACGUUAUCUUUAACAUCUCUAACGCAACGUUGGCCUAACAUUAGAAAACGUUAAUGUUAGCUUCUAGUGUUGUGGUUUUCCUUUUCCUCAAAUGAAACAAUCUUCAGUCUUAGGUUUUGAUUUCAAGAGAAAGACUUUUAGUAUCCGGACAAAUAAAAGCCGAGCAGUCCGGCAAAAACGCCAAGACUCACUGAAAAACUUUUCCUUGUACCACAGUAUUUAAGCUUUCUUCGCACGCAAUCCAUGACCUUUACAUUGACCUUAGCAUAUGCUUCUAUUCCCAAGGGUUCGUAACAUGAAGAAACAUAUGGUUUAUAUCAUAUAGAAUAACAUGGUGGUCACAUUCCCAAGACUGUAUAGGUCUUUUGUCCCUCGCCGUGUAGAUUUUCCCCAUGUACUUUUUGAACAAACUGCAAUGGAUGCUGGUAAUUUUCCUACCCACACAAUGGUUCACUAUACAUAUAACUGGUUAUAUUCGUAUAGAAAAACAUAAAAACAUAAUGUAGAAAAACAUAAAAACAUAAUGGUAAAGUAUUUGAUAUACAUAUUCGGAUUAAACCAAACAGUAACACUUUAUAAUAACUGCACACUAUGAAGCAUUAGUAAAGCAUUAGUUAAGCAUUACUAAAUAGUCAAUUCUUCAUUUAUUAAACAUUAAUAGACAUUAGUAAAUAGUUUAUCAAUGCUUUAUUCUUAAUUUAUAAGCGUAUAUAUAAUGUGUUUAAUAAUUGUCUUUUCAUACUUUAUUAAUGAUCAAUUAAUUAUUUCUAAAAUAAGUAUUACAUUAUUUACAGAUCAGUUAUUAAGAUGUUGUCAGUGGUUCAUAAGAUCAUUUAGGAAGUGUAAAUAAAUGAUUAAUAAACUAUUUAAACAUUCAUUUAUACAUCUUAUUAUUUAGACGUAUAGUAAUAAGUUAGUCAGUGCGUUAAUAAAUGCUUCAUUCACACAUAUUCCUACUGUAAUUCAUGAUUAAUUCAGGUAGUUAUAAAACAUUUAGAAGUGGUCAGUUAACAAAUUUUUUGAGCUCAUCUAAAGUGAGGACUAUUUAUGUAUGGAGCCAGAUCUGUUUCAAAAAUAAUACAUUUACAAAACAAAAUUCAUAAAUUCAAAGCCCAAUUUGCAUUUUCAAAAUCAGUUUCGUAAAUUCAAAGCACAGUUCAUAAAUUCACAAGUACAAUUCAUAAAUAUGUGCCCAAAUGCUCACAAAAUAAAUAAAACCUAAAUAAAUGUAGACUGUUUUCACAAAUGUGUAUAUGUGAAGUUCCUGAAUUUAUUUCUAUCACACAUUUAUGAAUGAUGUCACAUGUAUUUAUGUAUCGUUGAAUCUGCAUUUACAAGUCGUCACACACGCGUGGAUUGCUUUGAAUUUGUGUGCAAUAUUUUUGAGACUGUCCUGCCACAUCAAGAUUCAUAAAUAUCUUUUUUUUUUAGGAGGUUUCUUUUUAGCCAAUCGCGUUGAGCUCUUGAUCCACCAAUCAAAACGCUCCUUACUGAACAGACUCAAGAAGCACAAUUUUAGGCCGUUUAGGCCUACUUUAUUUUAUUAAAGAACAUUUAUGAUGAUUUAUAUCGUUAGUACAAAAUACAGCUACAGUCAUUUUAACCAAAGUUGCACAUAGCCUAUACUGUUUUCACAUCAUUAUAUAUUUCAUGUUGUUGUAAUGUUACUGUUAAAUGUCCUGAAAUUUAUUUAACAAAGUCUGUUUUUAUCACUAUUAUUAGUUGUAAGUGUAGUUGUAGGCAUAUGAAGUGGUGCGUUCUCAAAUACUUUUGUUCAGGCAUUAAAACAGCUACCACGAGAGAUUUCGAACACAGCGGAGAGAGAUUUCAUCAUGGAGGAUGAAAACCAGACGCAACGAGAGUUGCUGAAGGAUUACGUUCUCCAGCGACUUCAAGACCGUGUGCUACAUGUAUUGGAGAGACAGCCUCUGGACACAGAUUAUUUGCAGUUUGUCUGCAGACAGGAGCUUGUACUAAUCAGUGCCUUAACUAAUAUAAUAAACAUUUCUGAGAAUGUUAUUUUAGCCCUUACACGUCUAAAUAUUGCGAUAAAUCGCCAGAUGGAUAGUGGAGAGGUGUGUGUAACAGUGGAUGUGGAAAGAGGUGGUGGUCGUGGACGUCCAAGAUUGACAAUUUCAACAAACACUCUUAUCCACCUUAUUGAACUUGGUUUGCCUUUAAAAUGUGUUGCCAAUAUAUUGGGAGUGUCUCGAGCAACAUUGCAUAGAAGGAUGGCGGACAACAAUUUGUCAGUUACUGCACUGUACAGCACUUCUACCGAUGAAGAGUUAGAUGCUCUUGUGACAGAAGUGAAGAACUCUAUGCCAGAUGCAGGAUACAGAAUGGUCCGAGGGGCUCUCCUUGUAAAAGGCCACCGGGUUCAGUGGGACAGAGUCGUUGCAUCUAUGCAUCGUGUGGACAGUGUUGGUGUCUUGUCAAGAAUGACCAACCUAAGAUGCAUUGCUCGAAGAACAUAUAAAGUUCCUUAUCCCAAGUACAUAGUUCAUGUAGACACCAACCACAAACUCAUCAGGUACAACAUUAUAAUCUUUGGAGGAAUAGAUGGUUAUUCAAGAAAGAUAAUGUACCUAAAGGUAGCAAACAAUAAUCGCUCUGACACCCAUUUGUCAAUCUUCAGUGAGGCUGUAAAUGAACAUGGGUUUCCGGAGAGAGUAAGAGGUAAUCAUGGAGGGGAAAAUGUGGGAGUGGCCCAGCUAAUGUUUUCAGUUCGUGGAACUGACUACAAUAGCUUUAUUGCUGGUAAAAGUGUACAUAAUCAAAGAAUAGAGCGACUGUGGCGUGAUGUCUACAUUGGAGUUACAAGCGUUUAUCAAAACAUCCUGCGCACCUUGGAAGAGAAUCACCUGUUGGACAUCAGUAACAGCGUCCAUUUAUUCUGCUGCCAUUUUGUUUUCCUGCCACGCAUCCAGGAAAGUCUGGAUUACUUUUCUGGUGGGUGGGACAACCAUCCCAUGAGGACCGAACAAAAUCUCACACCCAAUCAGUUGUGGCAAGUGGGUCAGCUCCAAAACCCAAUCAUGGAUCCUGAGAUUGAUGUUAUGCCAGACAUUGAAUGGGAAAACAGUGGAUACAGUGAAGAGCCAAACCAGGGAGUUAAUGUUCCAGAACUACACAUUCCAUUAACUGACCAUGACAUAUCAGAACUUAAACAAAUGAUUGACCCACUGCAACACUCGGAUUGUUUUGGAAUAGACAUAUAUCUUACCACUGUUCAGUAUGUGGAGAGCUUAACUGAAGUGAGGUAAUUGGAGACAUGAUUAUAUGAUCUUUCCAAAAAACCCAAAACAACAUAUGGUCAGUCACUAAGUAUUUUCCACAGUUACAUUAAUUAAGAAACAUUUGGUUAAGGUCAAAAUUAUUUGUAAUGCUACAUUUUAAAUGGUCAUGCUUGUUCGAAGAUAAUUCUUGCCAAAAUAAAUAUUACAAUUCAAAAUAAAUAUUACAAUCCUAAAUAAAGGUGUUUCUUGUUUAUCAACAUAUCAUUGCGGAUAAGUACGACCUUCUGUUGUAGGACUGUCCAAUAACUUCUGAUAAAUCUCUUACUGUAGACCUUAUUACAAUCACUUUUUUUACUUUUUUCACAAUUUCUAAUUGAAACUAGAAUUAAUAUAAUAAUAAUUUGGGGCUGUUGACACAUUUCAGAACACAAUCAUUAGUUAUUGACCAUUGUUUGUCAAGACAAUGCUACUUUUUGCAAAAACAUUUUUAUUUUCUCAUACAGAUUGCAUGUUAACAGAUUUUACAGUUUUGCUUUAUCUUACAGUAAACUUUUGUGAAAGGGAAACAUGUAAACCAGUGGUCACCAAUCCUGGUCCUGGAGGGCCGGUG
Misgurnus anguillicaudatus (oriental weatherfish) is the source of this 4173-nucleotide messenger RNA. RefSeq lists its product as uncharacterized. The record is from RefSeq and is a predicted model, not a curated record. NCBI's taxonomy places the organism in Eukaryota, Metazoa, Chordata, Actinopteri, Cypriniformes, Cobitidae.